UUUUUGGAGAAGCAAGAGGGUUUUUCCUGCUUAACGUCCUGACCAGUUCAAAUUGAGCUCCCAGACCACAGUUUGCACGAGAGUUUUUGUUUCUUUUUUUGGAGGGAAGAUUUUAGGAAUUCCUAAGCGUUCUUUCCAUUGGAGAUGGGAGGAGAACAAGUGAUUUUUCUUCACGCUUGAGUUCUCCUAUUGAGAAUUUGGGUAUUGUGCGUGUAAACGCGAUGAGCAGUAAAAGCGAGGUGGGUUGGAAACGACAGUAAGAGCUGGCUGAGGGAGCAAGUUGCGUGUUGCCUGAGUGUUACAGAUUUGCUGGCAGGAGAGAGAGGAAUGAAAGAAAGUUCAGAAAACCAAGCUUUCGUUGCAAAACGUGCCACCACAGAGAGGACCAGUGGCGAUUGUCAAAAAAAAAGUAUCCCUUGUAAUUGAUGCCAUUGUUGACCCCUCCCCCGUGUUUUUUUACCAAAGAAAAUUUUUUUUUGUAAAAGUUAUUUAUUCUGCAUAAACUGAAGCAAUAAAGCCUUCUCUUUCAGCGGGAGUAAUUGUGAGGAGCUGACAAGGAGUUUGAUUUAAUGAUUAGCUACCUGACCCUCUGCUCCUCCGAAACCUUUAACUGGAGAAUAACUCGCCUUUUUUUUAAAACUGAGGGCAUGGGGCUGAAUGUUAAUCACUCGGAGGAGGAGGAAAAGAAAGCUUCAUAUUGAAAUGGCCUCAUUGUUCCGGGAAGCGUUUGAAAAGCUGUCCGACCAUUCAAGGCUUUGUGCAGGUUUGGGGCAGAGUAGUGCACUAAAAUUGCUUCACUGCUUCCCAGUCUAAAUUCAUGGUGAAAAUCAUCCCAGGAACUUAUAAUAACGAAAAAUGUAGAACAACCCUGACAGAAUAGAUCAAUGGCAGAACACGUUUGUAGCAUUCAUGUUCCUAGCUCACUGCUACAGGCAGGCUGGUUUCUGCAUCUCUCAGGCGCUGCAGUAAGUCGCUGGGUUUUUUUUGAAGACUUAGACUCGUAGUUCUCCAAGCCGAGUGGUGUCCGCCAGGACAACUUUGACAUUUUCCUUUCUCUGAUAAGAAGUCGAAAGCCCCUGGCCUGACUAUGUAAGAGAGCGCAGGAAUGCAAUCUCAAUGCGGCCACACGGGACAGGGCUGUCCUAUUGCAAGAUAACUGAAGAGCCGUGCAGCUCCAGUGAAGACUCUAGCUCUUCCUCAAAAACCAAGAACUCUCUGGGCUCACUGCCAGACUUAGCCGAGCCGCAAACUCCCUACCGGGCAGUCUGUUUGUCAGUGGACCCCCGAAAUGGCUACAUGGACCAACGCUAUUCCUCGCACCACAUUUUCCCAGCCUUCCACACGCCCAUACCGAUCGAUAUGCGGCAUCAUGAGGGGAGAUACCAUUAUGAGCCUCACUCCAUCCAUGCCAUUCACGGGCCUCCUGCCUUGACUGGAAGCCCUGUCUUCUCCGACAUCUCCCUCAUUAGGCUGUCUCCUCAUCGGAAUCCAGCAGCCACGGGCGAGUCUCCUUUCAGCCCACCCCAUCCUUAUGUCAACCCGCACAUGGAGCAUUACCUGAGGACCAUGCAUGGUAGCCCCACGCUCUCCAUGAUCUCAGCUGCAAGAGGCUUGAGUCCAGCUGAUGUUCCUCAUGAGCACUUGAAGGACAGAGGUCUGUUUAGCCUGCCUCCUCCCCCACCAGGAGCUAAUCCAGCUGAAUACUAUCAUCAAAUGACUCUAAUGGCCAGUCAUCGAAGCCCGUAUGGUGACAUCCUGAUGCAGACCAGUGGAACAGGCAGUGCGACGCACAUCACAGAUUACAUCAACCCUGUGGACAUCUCAAGAUUCUCGAGUCCUCGGCCAGCUGCAAGAAUGAGCAGAAAGCGGGCCCUGUCUAUCUCGCCGCUGUCUGACGCCAGCAUCGACCUGCAGACCAUGAUCAGGACAUCCCCCAACUCUCUAGUGGCCUACAUCAACAACUCCCGAAGCAGCUCUGCAGCCAGUGGUUCAUACGGGCAUCUGUCAGCUGGUGCUAUCAGCCCAGCAUUCAGUUUUCCUCACCCCAUCAACCCGGUGACAUUCCAAAUGCACCAACAGAUACUGAACCAGCAACGCAGCCUGAACUCAGCAUUCGGCCACACUCCGCCCCUUAUACAGCCAUCACCAACGUUCGCUCCACGACAGCACAUGUCCAGUACCUCAGCUGUUUUGCCACCCAGUCAGGCCAAUAAUGCCUCAUCUGAAACGUCCCAGAGCAAGCUGAGUGGUGAGUCUGCUGUGAGCAGCACUGUUGAUCCAAUGAUCAACAAACGCACCAAGGUUAAAACUGAGGUGGAGGGACCCCGGGCUAUAUCUCCAAACACUGAGGAUCGGCUGGCAGGGCUGACAGAGGUGAAGGACGACUUGGAUAAAGAUGAUUGCAAACAGGAGCCAGAGGUCAUUUACGAGACCGUGUGUCACUGGGAAGGAUGCAACAAAGAGUACGACACUCAGGAACAACUAGUGCAUCACAUUAACAAUGAGCACAUCCAUGGAGAGAAGAAGGAGUUUGUUUGUCGGUGGCGGGAUUGCUCUCGGGAACAGAAGCCAUUCAAGGCGCAGUACAUGCUGGUGGUGCACAUGCGGCGACACACGGGAGAGAAACCACACAAGUGCACUUUUGAAGGCUGCAGCAAAGCUUAUUCACGUCUCGAGAACUUGAAGACUCACCUGAGGUCCCACACUGGAGAGAAGCCGUACGUCUGUGAACAUGAAGGCUGCAACAAAGCAUUCUCCAAUGCAUCAGACCGAGCCAAACAUCAAAAUAGGACUCAUUCCAAUGAGAAACCAUAUGUUUGCAAAAUUCCUGGUUGCACCAAGAGGUAUACAGACCCGAGCUCCCUUCGGAAACACGUGAAGACUGUGCAUGGGCCAGAUGCCCAUGUGACAAAAAAGCAACGCAAUGACACUCAUCCCAGACCCCCACCCCCCAAGGAACCCAGUGACCAUGACAUGGCCAUCGGGCCUGGGAAUAGAGCGGCUGAGGAGAAAGCUGAAGCAAACAGCACCAGUGGGGGUCUGGAAGACUGCCUGCAAGUAAAAACCAUCAAAACAGAAAAUUCCAUGAUGUAUCAGUCCAGCCCUGGUGGCCAAUCUUCAUGCAGCAGUGAACCAUCGCCACUUGGCAGCACCAACAACAAUGACAGUGGAGUAGAAAUGAACAUCAACAGUGGAGGUAGCCUGGGAGAUUUGACUGCCUUAGAUGAUUCCCCAAUUGUGGACUCCACUGUUUCAUCUGGAACUUCAGCAAUCAGCCUUCAUUUGAGAAAGAACAUGACAGCACCCCAAAGACUUGAGCAACUAAAGAAAGAAAAAUUGAAGCAGGUUAGAGACAUUCCUUCAUGGGCAAACCCAGUGCCACCAGUCAAGAACACCAAGCUGCCGCUCAUUCCCAUGAAUGGAGUUUCACUGGAGAAUUCAAGUACUGGUGGUUCCACUGCUGUGUUGCCUAACCCUAGAAUAACGGAGCUGUCCAACAGUGAGAUCACUGUUUUGAAUCAACUGAAUGAGCGUCGUGACAGUGCAACGAGCACCAUCAGUUCGGCCUACACUGUCAGUCGAAGGUCAUCCGGCAUUUCCCCUUACUUUUCCAGCCGCCGCUCCAGCGAGGCCUCUCACGUUGGUGGCCGUCUGAACAACAUCAGCUCCGCCGACUCCUACGACCCCAUCUCCACGGAUCUGUCACGGAGGUCCAGUGAGGUCAGCUACUGUGGUGGCCUGCUCAAUCUGACGCCGGCUGAGCAGUACAGGCUGAAGGCUAAAUACGCUGCGGCGACUGGGGGACCGCCCCCAACGCCCCUGCCCAACAUGGAACGCAUGAGCCAGAAGGCAAAAAUGUCUCUCCUGGGAGAAGGCCCCAAUUCCAUGUAUGCUCCUUUCCCUCCUCCUGCCGCUCAAAGGCGAUGCAGCGAUGGCAUUCCUCGCGGCUAUGGCACGGCAGCUCUCCGGCCCCAUGAAGUUGUCGGCAAUGCCACCAGGCGGGCAAGUGACCCAGUCAGGAGGACGGCCGUGGAUCCUCUGUCUCUCCCCAGGGUCCAACGCUUCAACAGCAUGAACAACAUGAAUCCAUUGCCGUUGCCGCCGGCGAUGGACAGGCAUCACUAUGGCCUUCAAAACCCCGCUCGGUCGGACGGAAGCCUCCACAGGUGUGCCUACUCGCCUAGGCCGCCCAGCAUCAGCGAGAACGUUGUCAUGGAGACUGUGGCCGGCGAGAUCGAUGCCCAAGGUGUGGAGGAUGAUCUAAUGCUGCCCGAUGAUGUGGUGCAGUAUAUCAACUCUCAGGAAAAUCGAUUGACCCAGGAUAACAGUUCGUUGAAUUUCACUGGACAAAUGCAGGGCUUCCAGGAAAACAUGAGCAUGCAGAGUCAAAACCCGUUCUCCCACCGUGGAAUGGCAAUGGUCGAUGGUAACAUGAGUCAGCCAAGUUCUAUGAUGACGCAGUGCCAGAUGAGUCCAGGGAGUCAACCUUACCAGGGAUCACCCAACUUGAAGAAGAACAGCAUGCCAGUUCAGUGGAAUGAAGUAAGCUCAGGUACAGUCGAUGUCAUUCCUGACCAGUCCAAGCAGCAGUUCACCCGGUCAAACCUGGCAGUAGUUCAGCAGAAGCAACUGUUUGACCAGUACCAGAACCUCAACUCUGCUCAGCCGACUGGCCCAAUAAACCAGAAUGAGAUGGCUCUGGCGCAACAGGGUGUGAUGCAAAGAGGUGUUGGUGUGAACGGGCAAAGGAUGAGUUAUAUGCAGCAGCAGCAGCAGCCAAUGAGCUUGUGCCAGAACGCUAAUUCAUCUCUCAGCCCGCACCAGACUUUUAAUCAGUCCAGCCAAAUGCUUAGCCCCAAUAUUGCCAGCAGGACUCUCAGCCAGGGGGCUUGCAGUAAUAUGCCAGCGAGCAACAUGAUGGGCUCACCUGCGCCAACAGGUACUCAAGACUUUAAGCAGAUGGCAAUGAUGCAGAGCAAAGAUGCAGCAAUCAAAAGCUACGCCCAGGCUCAGCAGGUCCGGGCACAGGUACAUCAGCCAAUGACUGGCACGAGCGAGAUGCCAAUGAUGAUGAACGGGUGCCGUGCCAGAGACGCACCAGGGCAAGGCAUGCAUGUUUCAAGCCAACAGAACUUUGGGCCCCAUCUCCAGUCUGGCAGAAAUCCAGGCCAUAGCUCCUUUGCUGCCCACGGAGUGUUAAGUCAAACUAAUUCCCAAGUCAGCCCAAACCAGCAGAACUUCAGCCAAGCAGGGUCAAACAUCAUGAAUUCUGCUGGGCACAACUUAAGUCGUGGAAUAAUGCAGCCCCAUCCCCCCCAGGGUUCAAAUCCAUUAGAGAGACACCACAGUCUAAUGAAUUCUUUAAACAUGCAGCAUCAAAGUUAUCUGCAAAGCCCACUCCAGAUGAAUGGCAUGAGCCCCGGGCAUGGUCAACCCGAAGUAAGCCACAAUCAGCCAGGUAAUCAACUCUCAAUGCAAUCGCAACAGUGUAAUAAUGAUGGUUCAAGCAACAACUUGAUGUUUUAUUCUGGUCAGAUCCACAUGUAUGAACAAAAUGGCAACUUCAGUGGCCAAAUGGACUGUGCUAUUCAGCAGCAACAGCGUAUGCAAGGUGUCAAAGCUGCGGCAAUGGCCUCACCAGGCACCAACCAGGUAUCAAGUACAGUAAACUCCCACAGUCUGGACCAAGCGCAGAUAGAUUUUGACGCUAUCAUGGAUGAUGGUGACCAUUCUAGCUUGAUGUCAGGCACAUUGAGCCCCAGCCUUCUUCAGAACCUCUCUCAAAAUUCCUCACGCCUCACAACUCCUCGGAAUUCUCUGACUCUGCAGCCCAUUCCAGCCGGGUUGACUAAUAUGGCAAUUGGAGACAUGAGCUCUAUGUUAACUACCUUGGCUGAGGAAAACAAAUUUCUUAAUAUGAUGUCUUAAACCCUCAAGAGUAGUGAAGAGCAAUUUCAACUUCAGAUUCCAGUAACUUCAAAAUAUGAUGCUUAAAAACAGAUUGUCUCGAAAUAUUAACAUUCCUAAAGAGCAAUUUUUUAAAAUAAACUUUGUAUUUUAAUGUAUAAAAAGAAACCUUUAUUCUGAAGAAAGAGAAUCAGAACAUUUUGCAAAGGCUUAUAUAUUUGUGAAUAGGGAUUUCUUGCUGUGUUUUGAAGAAAUAGCUGGUGGAUUGACAUGUUACAUCAGGAGGUGUGUUAUUUGAAAUGGGAAUCCUGUUUCUUUUUGUUACAAAGCACUGAUACUGUAUACUAGACCAAACAGGCAAAGGUACAAGCCAAACGUUGCCCAUUUCUUCCUUAUAAAUAGUAGAUGUGUGCUUUUUUGUAUUUCAUUAAUGUGAACUCCCCAGUGUAUAUUAGUUGAUUCAUUGUCACUGAAAAGUGUUUUAGUUUGGCUGAGGUGAAAGAACAAAAGGUACACGGACAAUUACCAUCAAAGCCAUACUGUACACUGCUUCCUUUUCUGAGUUUAGCUCUUAAUUAUUCCACAUCUGGCAAACUAUCACUAUGAAACCUCAUGAUAAUACAGACUGUAUAGUUUGUGGACGUUGUAAAUGAUAAGGCUUUUCCAUAAAAUAUAUGGCACCAAAAAGCUAGGAAAGCCCAUGUUAUAGCAUCAAGAAGUGCCUUACUAUAACUUGUUAUUUUCAAAUAGUGAAGGCGUUGUCAAUAUACAACACAAUACAGCACAGGAACAGGCCCUUCGGCCCACCAAGCCUCUGCCUAUUCCUUAUCAUAGAAUCCCUGCAGUGCGAAAGCAGACUAUUCGGCCCAUCAAGUCCAUACUGACCCUCUGAAGAGCAUUCUACCCAGACCUUAUCCUACAUUUCCCAUGGCUAAUCCACCUAGCCUGCAAAUUCCUAGAUACUAUGGGCAAUUUAGCAUGGCUGAUCCACCUAAUCUGCACAUUUUUGUACUGUGGGAGAAAACCAGACCACCAAGAGGAAAUCCAAGCAAACCCAGGGAGAAUGUACAAACUCCACACAGAUGGUCACCCAAGAAUGGGAUUGAACUCGGGUCCUCAGCACGCUGAGGUAUGAGUGUUAACCACUGCACCACCUUUACUUAGACUUGCUACUUAUUGCCCAUACACAGUUUAUAGCCGUCUGUUCACUUCCCGUUAAUGUGUCUAUCAAGACACACCUUAAACGGUACUAAUGUGCCUGCAUCCACCAUCUCCACUAGCAGUGCAUUCCAGGUACCUACCACCCUCUGAGUGAAAAACUUUGCCUGCACUUCUCCCCUAAACCUUCCCACUCUCACCUUGAACCUGUGCCCUUUUGCAGUUGACCUUCCACCCUGGGAAAAAGCCUCUGACUAUCCACCCUAUCUAUAUCCUUCAUAAUUAUGUAAACAUCUAUUGAGUCACCUCUCAGCCUCCUCAGUUUAUUACAUUUUGGAAACAGUUUCCAGCAAUAUGCUUGUAAUAUGGCAAUGCUAUUGGUACUGUGCUAGUUAACAUAAAGUGUUUAAUGAAAAUAGUUUCAAUAUGUGUGAGAAUUAUUGUGAAAAUAUGCAAAGCAUCUUUUCAAUAUAUAUGAGCUAAAAUGUCUUCUUUGUUGUGCAUUCUUAGUGCAUAAAGCAUCUCAUGUAAAGAAAUUUUAAACAUUGUACAACCAUUCCAGUCUGUAAAUAUACAACAUGUUUAAAAUUGUGUUUUGAAUAAGAGCACCAAGCUGACUAUUUUUGAUCAACUUGUAGCCUGGACAUUUCCUGUAACCAAUUCCUCUCAGCACACAAAAUAGAUCUAGUGAUCUAAAUGUAUAUACAUUUUUUGUACAAUAACAAACUUUUCUUUAAUA
Messenger RNA from Hemiscyllium ocellatum (epaulette shark), 7804 nucleotides. It is a transcript of the gene gli2a, whose product is annotated as GLI family zinc finger 2a. NCBI's taxonomy places the organism in Eukaryota, Metazoa, Chordata, Chondrichthyes, Orectolobiformes, Hemiscylliidae. Gene Ontology annotation, molecular function: RNA polymerase II cis-regulatory region sequence-specific DNA binding; DNA-binding transcription factor activity, RNA polymerase II-specific. The transcript has 15 exons. The record is from RefSeq and is a predicted model, not a curated record. Gene Ontology annotation, cellular component: nucleus. Gene Ontology annotation, biological process: smoothened signaling pathway; regulation of transcription by RNA polymerase II. The coding region runs from base 1117 to 5928 and encodes 1603 amino acids.